AUGAUGGUGGAAACCAUCCUGGAGUCCUCUCAGGACUUUGGCAUGUCGAACGGAGCACUGCCGCAAUGGAAGCGCGAGCUCCUGCAGCGACGCGCAGCCGCCCGCAGUCGGCCAGCGCAGCCGCCGCCGCAGCCUCCGCCACCACCCCCGCCGCCGCCACACGACGAAGAAGACGAGGAACUUCGCUACGGACCUGGCAUUGUAAAACGCCUUCAAUCGCGCUACUUGAGCUUAGCGCUGCGGGACGCCCCGCGCCGCCGCCCCUCAGUGUUGCGACGCGCUACCUCGCUCGAACAUUUGCUGGAUGAUCGACCGCCACCUGCGCCUGCACCUCGUAAUAACUUACGGCCUCCGCGUCCUGCGUCUAUGGCAGUAGCACCAGCACCUUUGAUGCCUUCCACGCGUCGCGACUCCGUAAAACGAGCGCGCUCUGUAGACGCACUGAGUCGGUUAGAUUCACGUGAUGAGCCCCGAGCACCAUCGCCUUCACCCCCACCGCCCCUUGCGCCGCGGCCGCCUGCGCAACCUCGUACCGCGCGCCCUCCUCGCCGACCAACCCCAUUGUUACGAGAGACGGAACGGCCUCCUCCCGACGUAGUCCGCUCGACCCUCCGUAAAUUCGAAAGCGCGCCGACGCGUCGAGCUCCGCCCGCUGUCCGUAUCUCUGCGGUGCUGCGUGGUCUCGAAGGGCCACGGACUUCUACGCCUGAACCCCGCGAAUCGUCAGAUGCACCGCUCAGCCCCCGUACGCCUAGUCCACUGCCAGCGACUGAAGCCAUGUCGCCUGUGCCUGUUCCGAUCGCCAAUACUGAAGACGCAGAGAAUGCGCUGCUACCCUCGGGCUCCCGACCUGUAUCUCGCGCUGCUCUCGAUGGUAUUGCUCGCGCCGGCUCUACUGUCCGUUAUGCAUUCGAAGUACCUCGAGCAGCCUCACAUUUGCCUCCGCUAGCUGCUACCAAUCAAGUUCUAGUGGGUCGCGCACGUCGUGUAGGUGUCAUUCGUCCAAUGCCAGCCCGUGCUGCCGAUUGCGCUACUGAUGAAUCGGUCGAAGAUAUUGACGAGAAGAGCACCGAGCGUACUACUAGAUUGGUGUCACCCUCCCCUCCACCGUCUGCUGAAAGCGAACAGACUCCGCCAGGUCGCACCGAAAGACGAGAACCUCCUCCAGCAGCGCUAGUGGAACCAAUUCCACGACCACCACCUGAGUCAUUCCGCUCGUCCACGCCUCCCGCACCCUCUUCCAUUGAACGCAGUCCUAGCCCAGAAACGAAACCGAAGCAGCCAGAAACCAUCACUCGUCAAGUAACAAACGGACACUUGGAGAGCGAAGCAGUGCCAGAAAACAAAGUGACUACGUCACGUAUUGGUGCAGCUGGCAUCGAGCGAGCCUGGAGCGGGUCCGCGGAGAAAAAGAGCCCGGAGAAGGUGACGACAGGCGCAGGCGCAGCGUGGGCGCGCGGCAGCCCGGCGCAGGCGCGGCGCGGCCGCGGCCCGCCGCCAGCCUCGACCUCUGUCGUCUUCAACUUCUCCAACCGCAAGGAAGUUCCCGACUACAUCGAGAACGACGGGAUCAUCCUGCGCGCCAACAGGCGGAACCGGAUUAAGCCGGGCGAGCCGGGCGUCGUGGUGCUGCGGCCCGACGCGCUGCUGCGCUCCGACUCGGAGUCGGACCCCGAGCCGGACGCCCCGGACGGCAGCCCGCCCUCGCCCUGCAACGUGCGCUUCGUCAACGACAACGUGCUCAUCAACGGCCGCUCCUCCAUGCCCACCAGACCCAACAGAGACCGCAUCGCGAAGUUAAAACUGCAGUUUGACGACUCGCUGACGCGCACGUUCGAGUACCCUUCAGAGACGUCGCUAAGCGAGGAGGGCGCGGCGGAGGCGGCGCCGAGCGCGCCGAGUGCGCCGAGCGUGCCGAGCGCACCGAGUGCGCCGAACGCGCCGAGCACGCCCCAACUCGCGGAGCCGCCGCUGCACGCGCCGCUGGCUGCCAACACGCAUAUAACGUCGGCGGCGCUGUCCCGCUACCGGCCUCACAAGACGCGCGGCGCCGCCUUCACGCUCGGCGUCACCCCGCCCGACGCAGCGGGUGCGGCAGGCGCAGCAGAGAUGUCGGAAGUGCGAGGCGAUGCGGAGGGGGACGGGGACGGGGAGCGAGAGGGGGCGGGGGAGGGGGACGCGCGGCCGUGCGGUGCCGACAUCGCGCGCUCCUGGAGCGAGGCGCGCACGCACCACACCGACCUACUGUUCUAG
This is a messenger RNA of Spodoptera littoralis (African cotton leafworm), 2253 nucleotides long. Lineage: Eukaryota; Metazoa; Arthropoda; Insecta; Lepidoptera; Noctuidae. The record is from the annotation of a GenBank genome assembly.